AGCAGCGCGUCGACGCGGCCCUGCUGCGCUCUCAGCUACGUUACAGUACGCAAAGUGUACACCUUUUGGGCCUCAUCCAAUCUCAUCAUCCAAUUCGAUCGGUUUCAGCAGCUACAAGAUGCUCUCCAGGGCAACAACCAGGGCGUUGCACGCGGCCCGCGCGCUAAGCGCUGAUUCAGCGCGAGCGGCACAGAAAAUGCACGCGGCACGCGCGCUAAGCGCUGCGCCAGCGCGAGCGGCACAGAAAAAGAAACUCCUGGGCCCGAAGAAGAACGCACAACAAGUGCGCGACCUGCUCCGGACGCGGCUCGCGCUGACGGAAGCGGAGCUGGAUCGGAUGGUGCGGCGCCGGCCCCUCGGCGCGCUCACGACCAUCAAGCCGAAGCUCGACUGGUUGCAGCGCCGCCUCGACCUGGACACUCAACAAUUAGCGAGGUUGGUGAGAAGGGAGCCGACGGUGUUGACGAACAGCGUCGAACGGAACAACGCGCCGACGCUCGACUGGCUCCAGACGCGCCUCGAGCUGGACACGGCGCAACUGGGGCGGAUGGUCGUGAAGCUGCCGGCCCUGGUGGGCAAGCGCCCCGAGAGCAUGGAGGAAAACUGCGACUGGCUGCGGCGGCGUUUAGGUCUCGACGCGACGCAGACGCGGCGGCUCGUCGCGGGGUUCCCGCCGCUGCUGUAUCUCAGCGUCGAUGAAAAUUUAAAGCCGACGCUCGACUGGCUCCAGAAACGCCUCGACCUGGACGACGGGGGGCUGAGGAAGAUGGUUCUGACGCAUCCGCCACUGCUGGGCUUGAGCGUCGAGGCCAACAUGGCCCCGAAGCUCGCCUACCUCGAGCAGGAACUCAACAUGACGCGCGCCGCGCUCCGCGACCACGUGCUGCGGAUCCCGGCCAUCCUGGCCUACAGCCUCGACAAGCGCUACCGCCCGCGCGUCGAGGCGUGCCGCGCGGCUGGGGUGGAUGCGGGCUACGUCCUCACGGCCGCCCCGCUGACGGACGAGUACUUCUACGAGCGCCUCGAGACGAUGCGGGAAGUAGUCGUCGCGACCGCGUCGUCGCGCGCGACGACGCCGCCGGGACGACGGGCGUUCAGCACCGCGUCCUCCGACGACGGCAACGGCCUCCCGGGCACGGAGCACGGCGGGCGGCGCCUCGCCAUCGUCUUCACGUGCACCGUCUGCGACACGCGCUCGGCGAAAAAAUUCUCGGAGCACGCCUACCGGCAUGGGGUGGUUGUCGUGCGCUGCCCGGGCUGCGGGAACGACCACCUCAUCGCGGACAACCUGGGGUUCUUCGAGGACGACUGGACGCUCGAGGAUAUGUUAAGGGCGCGCGGCGAUAGCGUCGAGACGCUCGACGACGACAACCUGGCGGAGGGGGUCGACGCGGAGUUGUUGAAAAGGCUCGUCGAGGGCCGGCGGGGUAAAUAG
This is a messenger RNA of Pelagomonas calceolata, 1435 nucleotides long. Lineage: Eukaryota; Pelagophyceae; Pelagomonadales; Pelagomonadaceae. The record is from the annotation of a GenBank genome assembly.